AUGAAUGAAAGUAAAAGUAGGAAUCCGUAUCGAAUAAAAAUUGCAUUGAGAAAGAAUUUGCAUUUUACAAAACUGCAGCGUGAUUUUGAUUGGGGAAAUUAUCAUCUACAUUGCCCUUUAAACAAAACAGCAUUCCGUAAAACCCCAAAACACGCGGGUGAUGAUGAUCAAAAGCAACACACUCAUGACGGGAACCCGGAUAUGGAGCAAGGAGAGAAGGAUCCCAAAACGGACCAGGUCCUCCGUGAUGAGAGCGGCGACUGCAAUGUAAGACUAGUAGAUGAUGUCCUGUUUCCCGUUCUUAUGAAUUUUCUCGAGUCUACUUCUGCUUUUUUAUAUCGCUACUUUAUUGUUAAUUUUGGCUACUUUUGCCCUACUUAUGGAUAA
Messenger RNA from Echinococcus granulosus, 387 nucleotides. RefSeq lists its product as hypothetical. The transcript has 3 exons. The record is from RefSeq and is a predicted model, not a curated record. The coding region runs from base 1 to 387 and encodes 128 amino acids. Lineage: Eukaryota; Metazoa; Platyhelminthes; Cestoda; Cyclophyllidea; Taeniidae.